AUGGAAGUCGAGUAUACUGCAAACACUCCCAAACAACUGAAAGAGUCCAAGGUGAGCUUCCACGGCGGUCUCGCCUGCCACUUUAGCCUCUUAAAGCCACAGUCGUUUUAUUUGAAUGCUAAAAAUGACAUUUUGUUUCUCAAUCAGCACGCUCUUCAACUCUUAACAGAGAACACACCAAAUGGCAAGAAGGUGCAGAUUCUCUUGGAAGAGCUCCAUGACGUUUACGGAACUUCAUGGGCUACCCACCUAAUUGAUCUCGAGACGGAUGAACAGAAGAAGAGUUGGUUUCUUCGUCUGAACCCGAAUGGGAGAAUUCCGGUCCUUUUGGAUAGCUCUGAGACGGGCUCAGCCAUCUCCGUCAUGGAGAGCCAAGCAAUACUCACUUACUUGCAGGAAAAUUAUGACCAGAACAAUGUGUUCGGAUUCGCUUCUGCAUCCGAGCGAAGCCAAGUAAUGCAGUGGCUCUUCUUCUGGCACUCGUCUGCUCCGGUGCAGGGACACGGCAGACAUUUCAUCAAGGGCGUCGAAGAGCCUAUUCCAUAUGCAGCACAGUACUUUCAAAAGGCAAUGCUCCGCAUAUACUCCGUGCUCGAAGCCCAUCUCAGCGGACAGCACCGGGCAAGUUCCGCAGCGCCUCGCGAGUAUCUAGCUGGUGACGGCGUCGGCAAGUAUACAAUAGCGGACAUGGGCACGUGGCCCCAUGUUCGGGGUUACCGCGCCCUGGGCUUCUCGGAAGAGGAUAUGCAGCCAAAGUUUCCCCAUCUUCUGCGGUGGAUUGAGAGGAUAGAGGCUAGACCGGCGGUGCAGAGAGGUAUUGAUGCUGGGAAAUAUGAUAGUGAAGAGAAUCCGGGACUUUUGGUGCGGGCCGAGCAAUAG
Messenger RNA from Trichoderma gamsii, 879 nucleotides. Its product is annotated as glutathione S-transferase-2. The record is from RefSeq and is a predicted model, not a curated record. NCBI's taxonomy places the organism in Eukaryota, Fungi, Ascomycota, Sordariomycetes, Hypocreales, Hypocreaceae. The transcript is spliced from 3 exons. The coding region runs from base 1 to 879 and encodes 292 amino acids.